AUGUGCUUCCUGGACAUCGUCAGCAUCAACCAGGUCAACCCAGAUCUCACCGAGAUUGGAGUUUAUGGAAUUGGAGGUUUCCUGAGUGUCGCAAAGGAGCUGCGAAUCCUGUGGUCUGUACCAUACAUGUCCAGGCUCUGGUGUAUCUUCGAGAUCGCAGCAUACCGACGUGCGAACCCCCGGGGCAGGAUUGUCAUGGCACCCAUUUUUGUUGAGACCGUGGUAUUCUGCAUGUGGGCGUGCAUGAUGGCUUGCGCAGCGUGGAUUUGGAUGUCUAUAGGGUUCUUCUUGCGCGAGGGAGGCUUCUUUACCAUUCUGGCUCUCACGGUGGUUCUCAUGCCCGUGUGCCUGGCCAUACACCUUCUGCGCCGCACGCUCAACAGCAAGCAUGCGCUCCUGGAAGGCCUCUCCUCUUUCGACCUGCAGCAUGCGCAUUGUCGGCUAGAGCACGACCGUCUCUUCGUGCACAAGGCCAUCCACGACUGGUAUGGUAGUGCUGAUGCAUUCACCGAGCACGUGCGAGGGCCUCUGAAGGAGGAGUUGCUAAAGUCUUCUUCAAACUUUAUGGUUCCAAUAUACUAUUAUCCUCUUCUCAUGAUGCCGUUUGUGGGCGAGAGUCUGGAUGAGGUGCUAGCGUUUUACAUGGGAGGUGCUUCUUGGAGGAACAUCCUUGCCCAUCUGCUGGCUCACACCGUCGGACUCUGCAUGUGGUACAUCAUGGCGCUAGAGCUCUGCAUCUUCCGGAGCUACCGCUGGGCGGCACCUUGCAAGCAAGUUGCCUGGAACAUCGCGCAAACCGUCGCCAUCUUCCUGCUGCCAGCUCUUGUGAUUGGCUUUGGUUCUAUUGCUGCCCGUGCUUCACUCUGCAGAGGCUUCGCUCAAGGCGUCGUCUUUUCCCUCUUCGCGGUGUCUGUAUCUACCUUCGUUGUGCGUCGUCUUCGCCGGCAGGUGCAGCUAUGCAAUUGCUGUUGA
Messenger RNA from Symbiodinium necroappetens, 972 nucleotides. The record is from the annotation of a GenBank genome assembly. Lineage: Eukaryota; Dinophyceae; Suessiales; Symbiodiniaceae.